Molecule: messenger RNA, 1227 nt
Organism: Aureobasidium namibiae CBS 147.97
Lineage: Eukaryota; Fungi; Ascomycota; Dothideomycetes; Dothideales; Saccotheciaceae
Product: hydroxymethylglutaryl-CoA reductase
Exons: 2
Coding region: 1-1227 (408 amino acids)
Biological process (GO): ergosterol biosynthetic process; coenzyme A metabolic process; isoprenoid biosynthetic process
Cellular component (GO): peroxisomal membrane; endoplasmic reticulum membrane
Molecular function (GO): hydroxymethylglutaryl-CoA reductase (NADPH) activity; protein binding
Source: RefSeq, a predicted model, not a curated record
AUGCCACUGCACAAGCUCGAAGCUUUGACAGCAGGCAACUUUUACCAGGCCAUUCGUAUCCGUAGGGCUCUGCUUUCAUCGAUAAAGGACACGGGCGACAACUGCGGCCGAAGUCUCUCGGACUCGGUGUUGCCAAUGUACCAUUACGACUACUCACAAGUACAGGGCAGAUGCGCAGAGAACGUGAUUGGUUACAUGCCCAUACCAGUGGGCAUAGCCGGUCCACUGCGGAUAGACGGUACAAGCUACCUCGUCCCACUCGCAACCACCGAAGGCGCACUGAUCGCCAGCACAAGCCGAGGAGCGAAAGCGCUGAACGCAGGCCAAGGCAUCCACACCGAACUGCUCGACGACGCAAUGACGCGAGCCCCGGUCCUGCAUUUCCCCUCUUUGCAGCACGCGGCCGCAACGACAAAGUUUCUAGCUUCGACGCAGGGGCGCCAAAUCCUCAAGACGGCGUUCGACUCGACCUCUGCGUAUGCGCGGCUGCUCGACGUGACGCCAAAGGUCGUGGGCAGUGCCGUCUACCUGCGCUUCCGCGCCACGACGGGCGACGCCAUGGGCAUGAACAUGGUGGGCAAAGGCGUCUCCCACGCCCUGGCCACCCUGCCACGAUACAGCACCCUGUGCCCGUCGCUCGCACACAUGCAGCUCUCGAGUCUCAGCAGCAACACAUGCACGGACAAGAAACCCGCGGCGACCAACUGGAUCAACGGCAGAGGCAAGAGCAUCUGCGCCGAAGCAACCGUGCCGGCCAAAGCGGUAGAGACGGUGCUGAAAGCAUCCGUCGACGCGCUGGUGGCCCUCAACACGAGCAAGAACCUCGUCGGCUCCGCGCUGGCGGGUAUGGGCGCCGGCGGCUACAACGCCCAAGCCGCAAACAUCGUCGCCGCUCUCUCCAUCGCCACGGGCCAGGACGCCGCACAAGUGGUCACGAGCAGCAAUUGCCUAACACACAUGGAAAAAACCCCCGACGCGGACCUCAAAAUCUCCGUAACGAUGCCCAGCCUCGAGGUCGGCACAAUCGGCGGCGGCACCUCCCUAUCGUCUCAAUCCAGCAUGUUGAAGCUGCUGGGCUGCAGGGAUGCAGACGCCGCAUAUGGGGCCAAUGCAAGUAGACUGGGUAGAGUAAUCGCUGGUGCCGUGUUGGCUGGAGAACUGAGUCUGAUGAGUGCGUUGGUGUCGCAGGAUUUGAUUGGCAGUCAUAUGCAGUUGAACAGGAAGUAA